This is a messenger RNA of Paramisgurnus dabryanus, 1486 nucleotides long. RefSeq names its product 5-hydroxytryptamine receptor 3A-like. Gene Ontology annotation, molecular function: extracellular ligand-gated monoatomic ion channel activity; transmembrane signaling receptor activity. NCBI's taxonomy places the organism in Eukaryota, Metazoa, Chordata, Actinopteri, Cypriniformes, Cobitidae. Gene Ontology annotation, cellular component: membrane. The record is from RefSeq and is a predicted model, not a curated record. Gene Ontology annotation, biological process: monoatomic ion transmembrane transport.
UACGGGCCUGGGACGUUGGAGGAGAGAGGUCUAUGCUGUAGGGCCAAAGGAUCACAGGGCAAGGGUCGGGCAGAGCUCCUUCGUCCUCGACCCACCUCCUGUAUAGACGGUCUCCUCACGGCCCGCUUCGUCCUCCUGAGGGCAGAAUAAAACACAGAGUUGGGUGACCGCUACUGAUAGCUGCAGUUAUAAGGGACUUAUUGAACAUCUCGGCUUAGACAGCGAUAACUUUCAGAUGAAGUCUCUCCGCCCGGUGUAUAACUUUAGCAACCCUACUGAAGUUUUGGUAGACCUGUUUGUGACCUCCAUCACAGAUGUGGAUGAAAAAGCCCAAAGCUUCGCAACACAGAUCACACUUAUAUUGGGUUGGAUCAAUGAAUUCACAAGGUGGAACGACAGCGACUUUUGUGGGCUCCAAACAUGUACAAUUGAUAAAGAUAAGAUGUGGAUUCCAGACAUUACCAUUGCCGAAAGCAUCAAAGCAGAAUUUGCAUCUGUGGAAAAUCCUUAUGUAAAGAUGUUCAAUUUUGGUGGUGUAAUCCUAUCCGAAACCUUAGUUUUGACCACCGCCUGCAAGAUGGACCUGUACGAGUUUCCCUUUGAUGUCCAAACAUGCGAGCUGACAGUUCAGUCUUCAUUGAAUUCAAUCGAUGAGCUUACAGUCAGUCCAUUUUCUGAUGCCUCAUUUAUGACUGCCAGCUCUAAGAAAUCUUUUCAAACUCAAGGGGAGUGGGAACUCCUCAGCAUUACCGUGUCUAAAUCCAAUAUGUCUACUCUUGGAUAUGUAUUGGAUCAGCUGAAAUUUCAGAUCAACAUAAAACGGAGACCUCUACUGUACAUCAUCAACUUCAUAUCACCAGUGUUUUGCUUUCUUGUGUUGGAUGUGGCCUCAUUCUUUAUGAAUUCAGCAGAAGGAGAGAAGCUGGGCUUUAAAGUGACUUUACUUUUGGCAAUUUCUGUGUUACUGCUCAUUCUUAAUGACACGCUGCCCUCUACUGCCAAGGAGGUCCCAUUGAUCGGGGUUUUCUGCAGCGUGAUUUUCAUUCUCAUUGGUAUCAGCAUUCUGGAGAGCAUUCUUGUGGAUUUUCUGAUGGCUAGAGGAGAUCAGAUUGAGGAUUCCACAUCUACUGUUACUGACACUGCAAAAGAUUCAAACUGCCUAGCGGAUCCAGAAACAGAUCAAAGUGAAGAGCGGUUAAGCACCCUGGACUGUCUGAAACAAAUCCUCAUUGAGUUUCGGAAUGCAGCCAAUCCUAAAGGUGACACGAGGACAACCGGGUGCUGGCACAGAGCGGCAAUGAUAAUCAACGUUACUUUCAUUGUUGUCUACAUUCUCACCAUCGUUGUCUUCCUAAUUGUAGUUAGUAAAGCUUGGUUCACAGUGUGAUAUCAUAUGUUUUUAUUUAUGAAUGGCACAAGCCUUUUUGCAUGCUUUAAAAGCAUAAUGUAGCCUAAAAAAUUGAUUGGUCAAAUGCUUUUUCUCGUU